This is a messenger RNA of Hibiscus syriacus, 3765 nucleotides long. RefSeq names its product probable LRR receptor-like serine/threonine-protein kinase At4g36180. Bases 215 to 3586 code for a protein of 1123 amino acids. Gene Ontology annotation, biological process: protein phosphorylation. Gene Ontology annotation, molecular function: protein binding; ATP binding; protein kinase activity. The record is from RefSeq and is a predicted model, not a curated record. The transcript has a single exon. Lineage: Eukaryota; Viridiplantae; Streptophyta; Magnoliopsida; Malvales; Malvaceae.
UUCUGUGCCCCACUACUCCCCCUUUCAAAAGACAGAGAGAGAGACAGAGAUCAUCAAAAACUCAACACUGUUGUUUUCAUGGAGAAACCAACAGUUUUUCAACUGUAACAAAUGCUUCUUCCUCUGUUUUCUCAUAAACUGUGACACUCUUUGUUUUUGAGACUCCAUUUCUGUUGCCAAAGAAUCAAACUUCGCUGUUGUUAAUGUUAACCAAAUGAAUAAAGGUUUCAUCUUUUUCCUUUCUCUGCUUCUUUGCUUACAUUUUUUAUCACCGGCCGAGACGGACCAAGCUGAGAUCCAAGCAUUAACGUCUUUCAAGCUCAAUCUUAAUGACCCCCUUGGAGCUUUAAAUGGAUGGGAUCCAUCAACACCUGCAGCUCCAUGCGACUGGCGUGGAGUUGCUUGUUCCAACAACCGUGUCACCGAGCUACUACUACCUGAACUCCAACUUGGUGGUAGACUCACUGAUCGUCUCUCUGACCUCAAGUUCCUCACCAAGCUCAGCCUCCGCUCCAACGCAAUCAAUGGAAGCAUACCUUCCAGUCUUUCACAAUGCAAGCUUCUUAGAGUUGUGUUCUUGCAGUCCAACUCACUCUCCGGAAUACUACCAUCCGAGAUAAGUAAUCUCACUGAGUUGGUCACUUUAAAUUUAGCUCAAAACCAUUUAUCCGGCCGAAUACCGGGAGAUAUACCACGGAGUAUCCUGUAUCUUGAUCUUUCUUCGAACUCGUUUUUCGGAUCGAUUCCUAGAAGCAUUGCUGAUUUGUCACAGCUGCGAUUCCUUAAUCUUUCGUAUAACCAGUUCUCUGGUGAGAUUCCCACUAGCAUUGGUGAGCUUCAACAGCUUCAGUAUCUCUGGCUUGAUUAUAAUCUUUUGGAAGGGACUUUACCUUCAGCAUUAGCCAACUGCACUUCACUGAUUCAUUUUAGUGCCGAGGCCAAUGCCCUUGGUGGGGUUAUCCCAUCAGCCAUUGGAGCUCUUCCUAAGCUCCAAGUCGUUUCACUUACUCGUAACAAGCUCUCCGGAACGGUGCCGGUUUCGUUGUUCUGUAAUGCUACUGUUUAUCCGCCUUCCAUUCGCAUUCUUCGGUUGGGGUUUAAUGUUUUCAAGAAUGUUGCUGGUCCUGAGUCCGGCAAAUGUUAUAGUGUUUUACAGGAAUUAGAUCUUUCCGGGAAUGAGAUUGAUGGGGGUUUUCCUUUUUGGUUAACGCGUCUAACAUCGUUAACAAUGUUGGAUAUUUCUGGGAAUUUUUUGUCAGGUGAGAUUCCAGUUGAAAUAGGGAAUCUGCCUAGAUUGGAAGAGCUGAAACUGGCUAACAAUUCAUUAACUGGGGUUGUUCCGAUUGAGAUUAAGCAGUGUGGUUCGUUACAUGUUCUUGAUCUUGAAGGGAAUCGACUUUCGGGUGAAAUUCCUGGUUUUUUAGUUGGCAUGAUUGGUUUGAAAGUGCUCUCUCUUGGGGGUAAUCUAUUUUCCGGUUCUAUUCCACGGAGUCUUGGGAAUCUUACUCAGCUUGAAACCUUGAAUUUGGGACGUAACAACUUGAGUGGAAGCAUAGCAGAGGAGAUAAUGAGGUUGAGCAAUUUGAGUACGUUGGACUUGAGUGGAAACAAGUUUUCUGGUGAGAUUCCAGUUAGUAUCGGUAACUUGAGUCAGGUUGCUGUUCUGAAUCUGAGUGCUAACGGGUUUUCCGGGAUGAUACCGGAAAGUUUGGGCAAUUUGUUCAAGUUAACUACUCUUGAUUUAAGCAAGCAGAAACUCUCUGGUGAGUUUCCAUUUGAGCUUUCAGGUUUACCUAAUCUGCAAGUCAUUGCAUUGCAGGAAAAUAUGUUAUCUGGGGAUGUUCCUGAAGGUUUCAGUAUCUUGAUGAGCUUGCAAUAUGUGAAUCUUAGUUCCAAUUCAUUAUCUGGUCAAUUACCAGAAACUUUCGGAUUUCUUCCUUCACUGGUUGUCCUUUCAUUGUCUAAUAAUCACAUAACUGGGGUGAUCCCACCAGAGCUAGGAAACUGCACUGAGCUUGAAGUUCUCGAGCUCGGAUCAAAUUCUUUGACAGGUCAAAUUCCUGCCGAUCUCUCCCGUCUUUCAAGGUUGAAUGUGCUAGAUUUGGCUGGUAACAACUUAACAGGAGGAAUUCCAGUGGACAUCUCCAAAGACUCAUCAUUGACAGCUUUGUUACUAGAUGGUAAUCAGCUCUCGGGAAGCAUACCGGAUUCUCUGUCCCGGCUAUCCGAUCUUACUGUGCUGGAUCUUUCUUCGAAUAACUUGAGUGGAGAGAUUCCUUCUAGUUUCGGUCUUAUUUCUGGAUUGGUCUACUUAAAUGUCUCGAGAAAUGACCUAGUAGGAGAGAUUCCAGUUACUCUUGGCUCCAGAUUCAACAAUGCAUCAGCGUUUGCGGAUAAUCGAGGGCUAUGUGGAAAGCCAUUGCAUCGAAAGUGUGAGAAUGUAGCCGAAAAGAACAGGAGGAAACAGUUGAUUCUUUUGUUGGUUGCGGUAGCAUGCGCUGCUUGUUUCUUGUCAUUAUGUUGUUGCUGUUAUGUCUUUAGCCUAUUCAGAUGGCGCAAGAAACUCAAAGAAACUGCCGGGGACAAGAAACGUAGCCCUCCGAGGAAUAGUUCGGGAGCGAGCGGGGGCCGUAGCAGCUCAGAAAAUGGAGGCCCAAAGCUUGUUAUGUUCAAUGACAAGAUCACUGUGGCAGAAACAAUCGACGCAACUAAGCAAUUUGCUGAAGAGAAUGUCCUUAGCAGAACACGGUUCGGUUUAGUUUUCAAGGCUUGUUACAACGAUGGAAUGGUGCUCUCUAUCCGUCGUCUACCAGAUGGAUCACUUGCUGAAAAUAUAUUCAGGAAAGAAGCCGAAUUUGUAGGCAAAGUGAAGCACCGGAACUUAACAGUUCUUCGAGGUUAUUACGCAGGACCACCAGACUUGAGGCUCCUAGUAUACGAUUACAUGCCCAACGGCAACCUGGAAACACUCCUCCAAGAAGCAUCCCACCAAGAUGGUCAUGUCCUCAAUUGGCCAAUGCGCCACCUAAUCGCGCUAGGCAUAGCCCGUGGCUUAGCCUUUCUACACACAUCCAACAUUGUUCAUGGAGAUGUGAAGCCCCAAAACGUCCUAUUUGAUGCUGAUUUCGAAGCACAUUUGUCGGAUUUCGGCUUGGAACGUCUCAUGAUCGCAACCCUAUCAGAAACUUCCACUUCAGCAUUGGUUGGCACAUUGGGCUAUGUAUCCCCAGAAGCAGUUCUAACAGGGGAAACCACCAAAGAAUCCGAUGUCUAUAGCUUCGGCAUCGUCCUACUUGAACUAUUCACCGGAAAGAGACCAGUUAUGUUCACACAAGACGAAGACAUUGUGAAAUGGGUCAAAAAACAGCUUCAAAGAGGCCAAAUCACUGAACUUUUAGAACCAGGGUUACUUGAGCUUGACCCUGAAUCAUCAGAAUGGGAAGAGUUUCUCCUAGGAGUCAAAGUUGGGUUACUUUGCACAGCUCCAGAUCCUCUCGAUCGCCCAACCAUGCCUGAUAUCGUGUUCAUGCUCGAAGGUUGUCGUGUCAGCCCCGAUAUUCCUUCGUCUCAACCUUCACCAGCAUAAACAACACCAGAUCCGAAGCCCUUUUUUCAACUUUUCCCGUCUCAUGAAAAAACUUUAACCAUAGAAGUAGGGUGAAAUUUUUGUUGUUGAGUUAAAUUCUUGUUGUUCUUGUAUUUCAUUUUGAGUUUGUUACUUUUUGUUCUUUUCUACAACAUUUGGGGUCUAUCAAUGAAACUAGC